UGCAAAAACAGCAAAGCAAAAUAGUAAUUAAACAACAUAGCAUUAACACGAGAACAUGGCAAGUGUAGAGGGGCCCAGCCCGGUUGUUGAAAGAGAGAGCUCCAUGUCUGCUGGAGAGUUUGUUCUCAAGAAGCUAUUUGCUGAAUUCGUAGCACUCAGUGAGAGGAAACUUCAGAAUAUUUCUACUCAGCCAUUUGAUUUCCCGCUUGGGAAGGCGCUACAGAAAGGUGAAGACCCUCACUUUGACCAGCUGCUGAAUGCGCUCAAUGAAGUUGCCCAUUUCUGCCUGAGGUCAAUCUUGACGUCCAUCUUUAAAUGGAGAGACAUGCAGAUCCAACAAUGCCGUAGCAACACAUCGGUGUCCUCAGGAGACACUCUGGACUCCGCCUACCCUCCUAACAGCCGAGAUAAGGGCUACCUUGUUGAAAGACAGGAACUGGCCAUUGAUUUCAUUUUCUGCAUGGUCCUGAUAGAAGUACUGAGCAAGCUGACAGUCCACCCUGUGCCAGAGUCAUUCAUCCACACUAUCGAGGACUAUGCCUUCAAACACUUCAAGCUGCAAGAGGCCCUGAAGGAAAGCCGUACCAACUUCACCAACCCCAAUAUCCACAACAUGAAGAAAAUUGCAGACCUCUACGCUGAGGUGAUCGGAGUUCUCUCCCAGUCCCGAUUCCAUUCCGUGAGAAAGAAGUUUUUUGUGGAAAUCAAAGACCCCCAGAACAGCCCAACUGCAAUCAUCAGCAUUAUCGAGGGAAUGAGUUUCAUAAGAGUUAAGAUGUUCCCUGUGGACCAUCUAGAACAAUGGUUCAGCUUCCUACAGGAGUGUGCUGUUUACUUCCUGGAGAGCAGAGAUAAGAUCAAGCAUGCCAUGAGUGCUCUCCUGGUGGAGAUACUCCUCCCAGUAGCAGCUGUCAUCAAAUUUGAGACCUCUCUUCCUGUCAUCAAGAAGUUUGUAAGCAUGCUCUUCAACCACUGCUUCGAGCAAGCCAAGAAAGUGCGACAUAGCGCUGCAUACAUUCCCCUGGUAACGGUCCUCCUGGCCAUCAGCGAGCAGCAUUUCUUCCUCAACCACUGGUACACUUUUCUCUCUCAAGUGGUAGUCCCCAACAUCCGGAAAGCAGAUAAUAAAUUGCAGAGGACAGCUUUAGAGUCAUUGAAUCGGCUUGUUUGGGUGUACAUGGUUCGCUUCAAGGGGGAGAACAACGUCACCCAACAGAAGCGGCUAACUUACAUCGCAGACGUUCUGUUUCCCCGAGGCCAGAGGGGAGUGCAACCUAAAGACACACCUCUCAACAUCUUUGUCAAGCUCAUUCAAUUCAUUGCCAAGGAGAGACUGGAUUACGCCAUGGGUGAGAUUCUAGACCUGCUCAACAUGGGUCGGACAAGAUCCACCAUCAACCCAGAACGAAUGGUGAUUGGUCUGCGAGCAUUCCUUGUGAUCACUGAUGGUCUAGAAAAGAAGGAGGGUGAGCCCCCCCUCCCCCUCAAUGCUGGCCCACCCCCCUCUGGGGGUCCCACUCGUGUCAAGACCAAGUACCUAUCUACCACCAUCACCGACCACACAGCCAAGAAGAUUGGCAUUGCAAAGACAUACCCUCAAGUUCGGCGAGCUCUUGAUUGCAUCUUGCGAGCGUUGGAUCACAGUGUAGGCAAGUCAUUCCUGGCUACCAACCUGGCUGUCACUGGUCGCUCAGAGGAGGAGGUCCUCGGCCCUGUGAAGCCCAAGCUAGACCUGCUCAAGACGUGUGUGGCUGCCAUCCCCAGGAUCAUGCCUGAGGGGAUGUCCAGGGAUGACCUCAUCGACCUACUCUCAAGAUUCACAAUCCACAUUGACCAUGAACUUGUUCGAACCACCUUCUCCUCGCUACAGAGUAUCAUCACCAACUUCCCCGCCUGGCGUCACGAUAUAACUCGUAUAUUCUCACGAUUCAUCCUACGUGAUAUCCCCGAUAGCUGUCCUCUUGUUCUUGACUCCGCCCUCAAGAUGCUCAUUCAGAUGAUCACCCACUGGAAGACACUCAUCACCACUGAGUCUCCGACUGACAACACUACCACCCCUCCCGCCACCACCACCAGUGCUGGGGAGGGCGGGGCUAGUGGGGGUGGGGAGUACUACUGUGUGCCGUGGGUGGAGGGGUGUGCCCUCGUGACCCUGUGCAGCUAUCGCUCUGUCACUAGGCGACUCAGUCUGGCACUGCUCAAGGAAACCAGAGUACUACACGAGACUCUCAAAGUUCAGACUGAACGUGCCACAGUCAUGGAUGUGAUUGAAAAAGCCACUCCCACUAUCAUAAAGCGUUACCUGGCGACCAUUACACAGAAGGAGAGGACGGAGCUCCGGCAAUCCCACCAAAGCCUCAACUUGUCGUGGAUGGCCGAUCGCUCGUCUUGUUUCCUAGAGCAGGGUGGUAGUAGAGACAGUCUUAGGGACGCAUGGGUACAAUGUCUCGCUGGACUCCUAGAGCCACACCUACUUCCUGAGGUGUGCCCCGCUUCUGUGCAUAUUGCCUGGCCCUACAUGUUCCAGAGGAUGGGCAAAGCUUACGCUGUACUGGACCCAGGUGGAGUUGCUCCUGAGAAAGGGGAGCGCCCUCCCUCCAUAAAGGGGCGUCGUCCAGUUAUCAGCUCCACUGAGAUGUUUCUCUGGCGGAACUACCUCAUGUUUGUGUCGUGUACUGCCCCGCCCUCCACCAGCCUCCAGGCAUCCCUCAUGUCAACCUCAGGGGAUAAUACUGUGUUGGAGGGGAUGGGCAGUCGUGUCUCUCACUCACUCAACGCUCGCAACCUGUUCCACAAAGUUGUUCCCCUAGUGCGAUCAGAGGGAGAGAUCAGAGAAGUGGCCAUUACUGCUCUAGGACUCAUCCAUCCCAAUGCCUUCGGUGAUUUGGUUGAGGAGUUGAACCCACACAUUCACGAGGCUUUAGGAGAAUCGAAAAAUGUCAAGAAGAAGAAGCAGAGAGAUCAACUGCGUGUCCAGAUCACUCGUGUGUUUGCCCUCACUGCAGAGCAUGGGUGCUUCCGUCAGAGUCCCAUGACCCGCACAGACAAGGGGGAGGUGUCACCUAUCUUCCUCGAGUUCAUAGAUGGAAUAAGGAACUCCCUUGAGGGUGAGAGUGGAGUUGCUGGCAAUGAGCUUCGUCUCUAUUUUGCGGCCCUGAUAGCCAGCAUGAUCACCUCCCUGCCACAGGGAGAGGCACAGCUCAAGCUCUUCAGUGCUGACAUGAGGAGCAGUCUCUUCCAUCUCUUUGCCAACUGGUGCGGCAUGUUUGGACAAGUCCUGGCAGCAGAGUCUGAGCGUGAGAUGAGACGCAAUCCUCGUGCGAGUGUCCUCUCCGUCAACUCCCUGCUAGCCAUGUCUGCUCUCCUCUGUUGUGGCCCGGUGUUUAGCCCAAGGGAGCUCGAGAGAGAGUCUCACAUCUACCGAUGGCUGAAGAACAUGCUCAGUAGUGGAGAACCAAAGGUGCAGAGUAUUGGACGUAAGACAGUGCAGAUGCUGUUACUCAACAACUCCUCUCAUUCCACCCUCUUGUACUGGGUGGUGGACCGUUGCUAUGACUCCCACCCGACUUGUGCCCAACUGUGCUUUCAUGCACUCUCCAACACUAUUACCGAAAUGCCCACCUACCCGUGUGAGAUGGUGACUGUCCUUCAUGUGGUGCUCUUCAAGACAGCUGACCUUGACUACUCCACCAGAGAGAGGGCCACACAUCUCCUACAGAUACUAGACAGAAGGUUCUUUGUGUCUGCUGAUGAGGACAAUGAUAGUGGGCGUCGUACUGAUCUGCUCAGCUCUCUAACGGCAGGGGCGUACUCACAGUGUCACAUGAUCCUCAGUAGAGAGCUGGCACAGGCAAACCCUGAGCUCACUCUACCCAUGUUCUGUGAGAUGGUGUAUCGCUAUGAGAUGGCCUCUCAGUGUGGCAAGAGGAGCAUUCUGGAGUACAUGGUGCCAUGGUUACAGAACGUGGAGCUCGUUGAAGACGCCCACCUCCCUCAUCAUAGCACCCACCAAUCAGAUUACGUCAAUGUUAACGAGGGGGAGCACCCCGUCCUCAAGGGAAAUGGGUGGGGUUCCAUCGAGGGUACAAAGGUCGUCCUUCACAAUCUCCUCUAUGUUACCGCAAGGUAUGGUGAUAACCACAUCAAGGAGGUGGAGGCGUUGUGGUCAGCACUCUGCAUGUGGCCUCAGAACAUUCGAGUGACUCUGAACUACCUCGGUCGACUGACGUGUGUGUCGGGGAACCUCCCUCUCAUGCUGGCUCAGGCUAAGAGGAUCAUGGUGUGUCUCAGUCAGCACCAGGUCCGGCCCAUCGUCACAGAGCUCAUUAAAGAUCUGCAGUCUGUGGAGCUCAUCUCCUCUGACAUUCAAGGCACAGACUCCCCACCCUACUAUCAUGUGACCAUGUCUCACGGGACUAUGCGCCAGUCCCACACCGCAUCACCCGAAGGUUUCGAGGGGGUGGGAUGGGCUGUGGCCUGGAGGAUCUCCUUUCGUACCCCCGGCUCUCCCCCUCUGCCCCUCCCUCUGCCCUCCAAUAGGCAGCAUUUCGUGAACAUGAGGGAGAUUCUCAAAGCUCCAACUCAGAAGCCAAUAGGCUUACACAGGUGCAACUUUGCCCUGAUUCUUCUCUCCGAGUUGGUUGUUGAGUUGAAGGGUGUGGAUUGGUCCGCCCACUUGCCCCUCCUACUCCACGUGAUCAUCCUCGGACUGGACCUCUAUCGUCCCCUCGUCUUUGAGCACAGUAAGAAGCUGCUUGGGAAUCUUCUUGUGGUGCUGGCAUGUCAGAACAACAAGGUGGCUGCUCUCCAGGCUAGGUUUGUCCAACAAGAAGUGACACUUCGCUCAUUCUCAGCCAUCAGUCUAGGCAGUGAGCUGGACCAGGCUGGAGGCAGUCGCACCAACCUGGAGCUAGGAUCCCUUGACUCACUCAAGUUCUCCAACCCUCAGUUGCAGUCAGCACUCUCUCUUGAAGCUAGAGAGCUCAUCCAUUUUGUGGCCUCCAGGGACACUCAUCGACCACCCUGGCCCUUUGCAGAUCUGACGUGUAAUCGUCUCAACCCCAGUGGACAGGUGGCUGAGUUGUUUGGUCUGGUCACAAAGAUCCUGCAAGUGUUUGAGAAUGUGGCCGCCCUCUCACUCAAGGAGAAGUGGACCAUGAUUGCCUUACAGUGGGCUACAAGCUGCUCCUCCCAUCAGUACGCUAGCCAGUCAUUCCAGGUGUGCCGAGCCUUGCAGCUGCCUCUCUCCUCCUCUAUGUUUAGAGAAGUUCUCACCAGACUUGCUGAGUCAGCAUCCGAGGACAAGGAAGACAUGCAGAGCUACGUACUUGAAAUUGUGCUCACCAUCGAGUCAGCUGUGGAUCACAUUGACGGGAACCAGUUGUUGCCUAGCAAUGUUAUUUCUCCAAGGAAGGUUUCAGAGCUUUCUCCAUUGCCAAGCGACCAACCAGAUACUCCGCACAGUUUCCCCCCGACUCCUCCUGUUAAUACUGGUGCAGGGGCUUUCUCAGGGGGUGGUCCACCAGUGGGUGUGACCAAGAGACACCAUUCCCGUGGGCGAAGUGUGACCAACAAGGCAGAGAUGAUGUCACGACCUAGUUCAGCCAAAGCUAAGAUGGAAGUGGGCACUCCAUACGAGGGAGGUGGGAUAUUCCCCAGACCAAUGUCCCCACCCUCUACCCCUUCCAUCAGAGAGACACAACCCUUCCCUAUGGCCUUCUCGACAAUGCAUCCGAAGGAGCGUGAUGAAAUGGGUGUGGUUCUACCAGUCCGCCCCCACUCAACAAUCAUUCAGACGUCUCGUACCGCUCCAAUAGCCAUUCCAGAGAAUACAAGUAGCACCAUUCCAAUCAUUGCUCAUCACACUCCUUCCAACAGCCCUCAAAAGAGCUCACCUCUAGAAAGUGUCCUUCAAGACAGCCAUUUGACAUCUCUGGAGGGUGGUGCUGCACCUGCCAACUCUGCCAGUGCCUCGGACACUAAAGUAGCCAAAGAGACAGUCAAGGAAACCCUCGUCUCUCCGAUAGUCGGAACAACAGAGGACAGAGACGGACGAUCCCGUAAAUCCUCCGAGCCGCCCCCCUCUCUUCAAGCAUUGUUCGAUCACGAUAUGGGGAGCUCUCGACGCAUGAUAAACAAGCAGCAUAGUGCUGACCACGUACAUGUAGCACACCCUAAACAGCACAGUCUGGACAGUACCCACCUCAAAUCAACCACCCCCCAGUCCCCUAAACUGCACACUCGGAGAGUCAAGUCACCCUCUACUAGCGAUAAAAACAAUCGGCUUGAUCUCUCAGAGAGUAUGAUCUCGGGUAAAAUACAACGUACCCCCUCACACCCGCACCUGAAUUCUCCUCUCAGUACCUCCCAUAUCACAAAAGUACUUACAAAUGACUCCCCAAUGGUGCGAGCCCACUCUACACAGCAACUGCAAGAUAUUCAUAACGAAGAUGACUCUAAAUCUAGCCGGAAUAGAUUCGACUCACUCCAAGUUGACUCGAGCUUAAAGAACAGCAAGGAUCGCGAGAUUUACCAGAGCAAAGAGAGCUUGAAAGAUUCGGGGCUACUCAAGAUGCAGUCUCUAACAGUUAGCCAUGAGAGUUUAGUGAGUAACGAAUCAGUGACAGUGAAGGAGAUGACUAAAGAAAGUGUGAUGGAGCGAGUGGCCCCGUCAAAGGUUCAAGACGUGGAGAGUAGCAGUGAGAGUUCACAGGCUCCCUCGCAAGUGUCCCAACCAAAGCAGCCCAUUGAUCUGAAGAGACGAAACAGCUCGCUACUGCAGUACGGAGUGUUUAAGGACUCAGAUGGGGCGGAGUUAAGCGGAAAGAAGAGGCCAAGAUCUAUGAUAGAAACGUCUUCAUACCGAUACGGCCCGUCCUUCUCCUCGGACGCCAUCAAACCGUUCACACCAGACUUAUCAGCCCAACUGUUCUGGACUGCUACUAGCCUCCUUGAGUCUGACUUUGAGGGAGAGUACUUGAUGGCCCAGAGACUACUCUGUCGUGUGCUGGACCAUCUGGAGCUGAGUAUGAACGACACUUACGAGAGGCUAGAGUCUCUGUUGGACAAGAUGAAGUGGAGUACCUUCCCUGGAGUGCAGAAAUUGUUGUUGAAAGGACUUACAUUGGAUUCAACUUCUGAGCCAUCGAGGGAGAUUCUGUCCAGGAUCACACUCCACUCCACACGGUUUGUGUUUGACCCCAGUCAGUACGAUGGCCUUCCUCUGAACGUGAUGUCACUCAUGCCUGUCCUCAUUCACCAUUUUGACCAACCCACAGAAUUCUGUAUCAAAGUGGUGUCAAACAUCCAACAGGCAUGUACAUCUGUGGACCUCCCCUCUGAGGAGAGCAAGACAAAGCUGGUGCACAUGAGCAAAAUGUUUCAGAUGUACGCCACUAGAGACUUUACUAAUGGAGUGGACCUCUGGCUAGCUGGCAUAUGUCGCUACCUCCAUGAUGCUUACCCCCCUCUGGCUGUCAAGAUGCUCUCGUUGCUGGCGGAGCUGCUAGACAAAGGCAGCCCUCUAUACCAUCGACCAGUCCUGAGGUUACUGUUUGAGUACACACGACUACAGGACUCCAACAGCCACGAGAUGAUGAGAAUGGCCGGUACCAUCAUGACAGUGGCCACACAGCACGUCAAGGGUGUUCUGUGGAAGGAAGCGUUGGACCUACUAAAGCUCGCCGUCUCCAACUCUGCAUCUCUUGUCCAACCGCCCACUCGAGGCCUCCCUGUUGACCUGGGUCUAUUCAACCAGACACUACCCGGCCCCACACUUCAGUUCCAGAUGGACUUACAGCAUGGAUCACAUGACCUCGCCCUUGCUGCCAACAGUCACCUGACCACAGCGUCAUGGAAACGACCUCAAAGCUGCCAGAGGCGUACACGAGAACGUAUACUGAGUGUGCUCAAUGCUAGUGGUCCUGUCCCUGUGAUUAUGAGCAGCCCUAGUGUCAUUUUCACCGAUGAGCAAGCGUUGAUAGGAGACAAAGGAACUCUCUACUCGAGUGCCUCGGAUGAGACAGCCAGCUCCAUCGCUGAUGAGAUACUGGACAGCUCCCAGCCAGAAUCACAGGUGUACAUUGCAGCUGUUGGCAAUGAGUUUGACUUCCUCAAUGACUUUGAGUACAAGUACGACCACAGCAGCAAUGACAGUGAGACUCCCCCUGGUCCCUUCACCCGCCCCUCCGAGCCCCUCGAUGUCGAGCUGGAGGAUAAGGAGGAGGACGGCUCUUUACCGGGGUCGCUGAUGGGCAGUCGUCUGUCUCUAGUGGAGAGUGUGGGUGGAGAUGACACAGCAGAGUCAGAUGAUCACGAAUUGGAAGAGUCUAUCAGUCCUCCGCGGUCAUCAUCACCACGAUCUCUUGUGCUGAACCUUUCUCACUCACCAGAUGUAAUCCGAAAGCAUCGAAGACACACCUCUCCCGAGAAGUCACCACUUGUCCUCCGAAAACAACAGCACCGAUACUCGUACAAUCCCCUUUCUGGUGUUGCCGAGUCCGAGUCACAUGACGAUAUGAUACCUGACGCUGAUCGCUCGCGUGAUUCGUCACCGUGCGCGAGACAAGACUCAGAGGAGAAAUCCCCCGAAUCAAAGGAAACCUCCCCCAAAACUAACAGUAAACGGUUAUCCCAGCAUAGAGACAGUCUUGACUCACAAACUGACCAGAAAAAAUCUGACACAGAUAUAAUUCAAAGGGAAAAGGAAGUUCCCCCAGCCUCAUCUGAACCCCUCUCACAGGCAUCAGGUCACAGCAAGACAGGAUCAACCGAUUCUAAACACUCAGAUGGAGUAGGCCACGCACACGCACACGAACAAUCUCCCAACUCAGACACUGACUUCCCCAUACCCCAGUCUGUCAUAUCACCAACUCUCGUAAUGGCCACCAUGCCAACAGACGAAGGAGAAGGAGAUAGUAGGCAAAUAAAUGAUCAGUCCCUAGGGGAAAAUCUCUUCUUUGAGAUGCUCGAUAAGAAAAAUUUCGAUGACUUAUCAGAUAGGUCACUUGAUACAUCACAUGAUACUUCUGACGACCAGCAAGAUCUCACACAUUACUCAGUUGAAGGCAAAUCUCACGAUACAUCAGGUGACCACCAUGAACACAUCCUAUCUCCUAUUGCAGAAGGCGUUUCUGUUCGAAGCUCUAGCGAAAGACAAAGUCCUUCAAGAGAUGUUCUACAAGAUAUGUCUCUUGAUGCCACGUUGACUGAACCUCAUACAGCUGAGGGUGAGGACGAUAAUGAUGGACUGGAGAUCCUGGCUCAGUUAGACGAAGUGUUGGACAGAGAGGACCAGGAGUCUAGCGCCGGAGAGGAUGAUGAUGACAAGGGGUCAAAGUUCAGAGGUGGUGGGUCGGUAGAAGAGCCGGAGUUUAGUGAGGGUGGUGUGGAGAUAGCCGUGUCGGAGGGAGGAGGCAGUGAGGAUACUGAUCUUGGCCAAGAGGUGGGGUCACAUGACCUUUCUGAUGAGCCUGUGAACAAUGAACUGGAACCACCAAGAGAUGAAAAACCAUUACACCAAGACAGUGGAGUGUCAAGAUUCUUUUACUGCUCUGCAGAAGAAAUCGAGGAGGCAUGGCAUAAUCAUGUGACUGCUCUCUGCCGUGACCAAUCUCCGAUGGUAGCAGUACACACUUACUUCCUGUUUGACCGUCUCUUCUCCACACUCCGUCUACAAUUCUCCAAUCUGACCAGAGAAGCAUGCAAUUACAUUGGGAAUGGAUUCAAGUCGAUUGCAUCACAUUUCCUUGUCACUGCCGAAUUUUUAAUGUCCGACUUUAAGAUCCCAAAAGUCUUUAUUGAUUCGGAAAUGAUAAUACAGUCGGAGCUGCUUGAGCCGUUAGUUUCCAUUGUCCUUGAGUUAGAAAACAAUCUCUCUGCUUACGUUGAUAAGAGAAAAAAUGUUCAAGAGGCCUUGACAGUAUUCCAGCAGACUCUCAGACAGACCACAUCCGUCAGUCAGGAGCAGGCUGGUCGCUCGCUCUGUAGAGCUGUACACAUGUUCCACUACCAGCUGCUGGUUCUGUUGGGCUCCUAUGUCAAGCUCAUGGGUAUGCUUCAGCCUCCCCUACAACAGAAAGCUGUUGGAGACACAUGCUCAGAGCUGACCUCCCUUGUACGAGAGAGUGAGGAUGCGAUGCUUACCAUUAGCCGAGGCCCCUCCCCUCCAUUUGAUGAUUUUUCUGAGAGGGAGGUGGGUCAGUUGUCGAGCAUGUCCGAUGCUGUACACAUGCUUGAGGACGUGCUGAAUCGAAAGCAAUAUCUCAAAGCCAUCCAACUACUGCACACGAUACGAAAGAACUGGAGAGACGAGGAAAUGUUUGGUACGGGAGAAGGAGAUGAUGUUCAAUGUCUCUUCUUCAUUUACGCACACUUUAUUACAAACCAACAACAAGGUGUGCUGUUUAUAACGAAUACAGAACAGAAACUGUCUGAUGUUCUCACUAAACUCAUGACCCAGAAUAGUAGUCUGCACUCGUUGCUGGAACAGUCUGAUCAACAGGCCACGGAUGAGUCACAUGAUAAUGCCACACCUCCUACAACCUAUGGACAUUUACAUAUUAGAGGUAGCAGUAGAACUUUACCAGGAGGAUUUGUAGAACACAGUGUAUAGUGAACAAUUUUUGACCACAACAUUUAUUUCAACUUUAUUGUAUAUACAUCUACAAAAGCACAUUAUACAUGUAAAUGUCUUAAGUUUAUUGUGCCACUGAUGUUAAAUUUGAUAAAUCAGUUCUGUGUUUUGUUUGA
Molecule: messenger RNA, 10749 nt
Organism: Halichondria panicea
Lineage: Eukaryota; Metazoa; Porifera; Demospongiae; Suberitida; Halichondriidae
Product: protein furry homolog-like
Exons: 51
Coding region: 56-10612 (3518 amino acids)
Biological process (GO): cell morphogenesis; neuron projection development
Cellular component (GO): cell cortex; site of polarized growth
Source: RefSeq, a predicted model, not a curated record